Messenger RNA from Erpetoichthys calabaricus (reedfish), 3210 nucleotides. RefSeq names its product integrator complex subunit 7 (gene ints7). The record is from RefSeq and is a predicted model, not a curated record. Gene Ontology annotation, biological process: snRNA 3'-end processing. The transcript has 20 exons. Lineage: Eukaryota; Metazoa; Chordata; Cladistia; Polypteriformes; Polypteridae. Gene Ontology annotation, cellular component: integrator complex. The coding region runs from base 147 to 3044 and encodes 965 amino acids.
UACGUUUCUCCCUCGCCUGCGCACCCUCUUCCUUUCCGCCGUUUUUUCGUGGCGGACAUUUCCUGUCGCGAAGGAUUACUGGGUAAAGUUACCGCUCUUCGGCAUCUCUGUCAGUUGUUACUGUUUGAUAGCGGAGGAAGACGCGAAUGGCGUUAUCGACAACUCGUUCGUUUUUGUCCGAGGCUGGUUAUGGAGAGCAAGAACUGGAUGCCAAUUCUGCUCUAAUGGAACUGGACAAAGGGCUUCGGUCUGGAAAACUUGGAGAGCAGUGUGAAGCAGUAGUUCGUUUCCCCAGAUUAUUUCAAAAGUAUCCCUUUCCCAUUCUAAUCAACUCUGCUUUUCUUAAGUUAGCAGAUGUUUUUCGACUAGGGAACAACUUUCUGCGGCUGUGUGUGUUGAAGGUCACUCAACAAAGUGAGAAGCACUUAGAGAAGAUCCUGAAUGUGGAUGAGUUUGUGAAGCGAAUCUUUUCAGUGAUUCACAGCAAUGAUCCCGUGGCUCGAGCAAUCACUCUCAGAAUUGUUGGUAGCAUGGCAUCAAUUAUUCCGGAGAGGAAAAAUGCUCAUCACAGUAUUCGCCAGAGUUUGGAUUCUCAUGAUAAUGUGGAGAUUGAAGCAGCUAUAUUUGCUGCUGCUAGCUUUUCUGCUCAGUCCAAGGAUUUUGCAGCUGGAAUCUGUAACAAAAUCAGUGAAAUGAUUCAAGGUCUUGCUACACCCGUUGACUUGAAACUGAAGCUUAUCCCACUUUUGCAGCACAUGCAUCAUGAUGCCAGCUUGGCCUCUAGCACUCGACAACUGUUACAACACCUUCUGACAUCUUACCCAUCCACAAAGAUGGUCAUUGUCACGCUGCACUCCUUUUCAUUGUUGGCAGCCUCCUCCCUCAUCGACAUCCCCAAACAGAUUCAGCUGUUGUUGCAUUAUCUGAAGGAAGACCCUAGGAAAGCUGUCAAAAGGCUCUCCAUUGAAGACCUGAGGUUUUUGGCUAAAAAAGCUCCUCAUCUGUGGACAAGGGAGAAUAUACAGACUCUCUGUGAAUGUGCUCUCCAGACACCAUUCGACAGCUUGAAGCUCGGCAUGAUGUCAGUACUUUCAAUACUGUCUGGAACCAUUGCCAUUAAGCAAUACUUCUACAGCUCACUAGGAACUGGUACCACUCCUUCAGCGGCAUCCGAUUUGGUGAAGCUGGCCCAGGAAAGCUGCUACCAUAGCAACCGGACUAUUGCAGCAAAUGGGGUUAUUGUUCUGUCAAAUAUUGUCAUUUCCUGCCCAGAGAAAGAUCUUUUGACUGUAGAGCAAGAUGCACUGUUUGGCCUGGAAUCUCUCUUGGUUCUCUGCAGCCUGGAUGAAAGCCCAGCUUCUCAAGCAACACUAAAGACUGCUUUGACUGUGAUGGUGAAGCUGGUGAGAUGCCGUCCUCAUUUGAGUCAGUCAGUUGUGGAGUUCAUCCUGACCCAACUCCACAUAGCGCAGGACUCGACUCGCAUCUUUCUUUGCCAUUGCCUGGCAGCUAUCGCCAUGCAGCUUCCUGUCCUAGGAGAAGGAAUGUUGGGAGACUUAAUGGAACUUUACAGACUAAUUGGCCGUUCUGCUACUGACAAGCAGCAGGAGCUCCUGGUUUCCCUAGCAACUGUGAUAUUUGUUGCCAGUCAGAAGUCUCUUUCACAAGAGGUGAAAAUGGUCAUCAAGCAACAGCUUGAAAAUGUUGCUAAUGGGUGGACUGUGUACAGAAUUGCUCGACAAGCCUCCCGAAUGGGUUGCCAUGAAAUGGCGAGUGAGCUGUACCAGAGCCUGCGGACUCGAGUGGCCUCAGAGCACUUUUACUUUUGGCUCAAUAGCUUAAAGGAGUUUUCACAAGCUGAACAGUGCUUAAGCAGCAUACAGGAAGGUGACCACAGCACAGUUAUGGCUGCCAUUGCAGAGGCCCUGAAGUCCUAUCAGAAGGGAAUUGCUUCAUUAACGGCAGCAAGCACUCCUUUAAACCCACUAAGCUUUCAGUGUGAAUUUGUAAAACUGCGCAUUGACACUCUUCAGGCCCUAUCACAGCUCAUUUGUACCUGCAACAGCCUGAAGACCAGUCCACCACCAGCCAUUGCCACCACUAUUGCCCUAACGUCGGGAAACGAAUUACAACGAUGUGGACGUAUUUCCACACAGAUGAAAGUGUCAAUGGAUGAAUUUGGAAAUUUGGCAAAUCGCUACAGUGAUCUUUACCAGUCCUCGUUUGAUGCAGAUUCUGCAACGCUGAGGAAUGUUGAACUACAACAGCAAAGCUGCCUCCUGAUUUCUCACAUUAUUGAAGCCUUGAUCCUCGAUCCUGAAUCAGCCAGCUUCCAGGAGUACAGUGUUUCUGGGCCAGUGCAAGCUGAAAGUGAAUAUGAAAGAAGGAUGAUGGCUGUCUUCAAUCAUGUGUUAGAAGAGGUUGAAUCCCUCAGUAGGAAGUAUCCUCCUGUUUCGUACCUGCACACUGCCUGCCUUUGUGAUGCAGUCAUUGGUCUGCUGAAGGUACCACUUUCUUUUCAAAGAUACUUCUUCCAGAAAUUGCAAUCAACAAGCAUCAAACUUGCUUUGUCACCAGCACCCCGGAAUUCCAAUGAACCAAUCACAGUACAGAAUAACCAACAGUUGGCUCUUAAGGUGGAGGGGGUGGUUCAACAUGGUUCUAAUCCUGGCCUCUUCCGUAAAAUCCAAGCUGUCUGCUUAAACGUCAGCUCCACCAUACAAAACAAGACUGGGCAGGACUACAAGAUUCCACUAGACAAUAUGACCAAUGAAAUGGAGCAAAGAGUUGAACCGCACAAUGACUACUUCAGCACACAGUUUUUACUGAACUUUGCAAUUCUUGGUAACCACACAGUGACCGUUGAGGCAUCUGUAGUUGACUCUGAUGGUGUUGUCUGGAAGACCGGCCCGAAAACCACAGUUUCUGUCAAAUCAUUGGAGGACCCGUAUUCCCAACAGCUUCGCCAUCAGCAACAGCAGCAGGCAGCUCUGCAGUCUGGCCCCCAGCAAGCACCACAGAGGAAUGUCUACCGUUUUCAAUAAACAUACAUGAGACUACUCAAUGUCCUUCCUAUGAUGGACGCUCUCAUUGAGCUGGAUGCUCUGCGAAUAUGGUAGAUUAAUCAACAGUGAAAAAUGAUCCACUUGCAUAUUUUAGAUGCACACAGAUUUUGGAACCUUUGUAUGUGUGUGUGUGUAUGUGAGAAAA